GACUGCCAGUGGAAUAGACAUACGUAGCAGUUGCCCAUAUAUUAUCAAGAGGUUUGCAAUGUUACUCCGCGGGUUAGUAGCGCUUUUCGUCAGCGUGCUAGCGGCGAGCGUGCACUCCGCAGUACUUCCGGCUCAAUAUGAACACCUUGUAGUUGCUACUGAUCAUCCAAUAGUACGCAGGAGUGUGGAUUCCACUACAGAAAUACCGUAUAAGCCUAUCAAAAAGACAGAGAUGCGCGUGCGCUCCGAAGUGGCGCUGCGCUACGCGCGCACGUCAGUGAUCACGCACGUCGCGAACCCCGACUCGCGGCCGCAGGAGGCCACCUUCCGCAUGCUGCUGCCCGACACCGCCUUCAUCAGUGGAUUCACUAUGACCAUUGGAGAGCAAUCAUACACAGCGUAUGUGAAAGGAAAACAAGAAGCCAAACAGAUUUAUUCUCAAGCAGUCUCACAGGGCAGUGCAGCAGCUCUCGUUGCUACUAAAGCUCGCAACUCCAACCACUUCACUGUAUCAGUCAACGUGGAAGGCAACACUACCGCCAUCUUUGAUUUGCGUUACGAAGACUUUUUAGUGCGCCGCAACGGACUGUACAGUCACGUCAUCAACCUGCACCCCGGCGCGCUGGUGCCGGUCAUGGAGGUCGUCGUGCAUAUCAAGGAAUCACAACAAAUCACUAAACUUAAUGUUCCUGAGCUGAGGACUGGUAACGAAAUUGAUGCGACGAAAAAUGAUGCACGUAAUCCGAUGGCUGUUAUUCAAAAUGGUACCGACGACAAGGAAGUGACCGUUACUUUUACUCCUGACCUAAAAGAACAGAGACGACUUGCUAAAUUAUACUUGGAUAAGAGUAGCGGAGACGGUACAGCUCUUGGACAGUUUGUGGUGGAGUACGACGUAGAACGGUCCAACGAUGGUGAAAUAUUGGUAAACGAUGGCUACUUUGUGCACUUCUUGGCCCCGACUUCUCUUCCGGCGUUGAGAAAACACGUGGUGUUCGUGCUAGACACGUCUGGAUCUAUGUAUGGACGCGAAAUUGAUCAACUUCGUAAAGCCAUGGACGUCAUACUUUCUGAACUAAAUCCGUAUGACUACUUCAACAUUAUCGAAUUCAACUCCGAUGUUAAGAUGUACGAACUGGAAGAUGGCGAUGAAUACGCAUAUUACAGUUACACUUAUUACAAGUAUGACUACAAAAACACAGUACCACCAGCGAUUGCUUCGCCAACCAAUAUUGCUAAAGCGAAAGCUAUUGUUUCUGGAUUGGAAUCUGAAAAAUUAACUGACAUCAACAGCGCUUUGGAUGCAGCAUUAUCUAUAAUCAAGGCGGGCGUUCGUCUGACAGACAACAAAAAUCAUGAUGAAAAUAGAAAAUUGAUAAAUCAGCUGGAACCAAUGAUCAUCUUUUUAACGGAUGGCCAGCCUGUGGAAGGAGAAACUGAUACCGACCGGAUCAUCGAACUUGUAACCGAGAAAAACACCGGCGAUAUGAAGGCGGCGCUAUAUUCACUCGCAUUUGGCGAUGGCGCUGACCGCGACUUCUUGCGCAAGCUCUCCCUCCGCAACGACGGCUUCAUGCGGCACAUCUACGAAGCGGCGGAUGCAGCGCUGCAGCUGCAGGACUUCUAUCGACAGGUGUCCUCGCCGCUACUCGCUAACGUCAAAUUCACCUACCCUGCUAAUCAGAUAAUAGAAGGGUCAGUAAGUCGGAAUCAAUUUCGCACUAUCAACAAGGGCUCGGAAGCGGUGGUGGUGGGUAAGGUAGCGGAUGACGUCACCGAGAUGACGUCGCAGAUUGACGCAUAUUCUGGCGCAAACGAAGAUAUGCGCUUGAUAGAAUGUAGAAUAGAUAAAACAGUGUUGGUGCGUCGCAUCAAGGAUGACUUCCUGCCGCUAGAGCGCCUGUGGGCGUACCUCACUAUCAAGCAGUUGCUGGACAAGCGCGACGCGGGCGAUCACGGCUCGGACAAGAACAGCCCUGAGAAGAUGGCUUUGGAUAUAGCUCUUAAGUAUUCGUUCGUAACGCCACUGACGUCGUUAGUAGUGGUAAAGCCGAAUGAAACUGUUCACGAUACUCUUGAUGUCGAAUCUGUAGAUAAUCUAGAUUCUGCCGGGUAUACGAUCCAAGGCAGUCGUUUAUCAGUUGGAUAUACGAGCAAGUCAAUGAUGGCGGUACCAUCAGUGCUAUUUGCUGCGGCGCCGAUGUGGCCAAGUAGAAAAACAAGCGGACUCAUUAAAGACACUACGACACAAACUUCUGUUCAGACUACAGUUCCAAGCAAGAACUAUCACCUGGAAGGCUUUGAGUGGACGUCGUCUCUACUCAAUGUCAGCGCUGACGCUCUUACUGUGCGAGGAGCAAACGGCGAACAAGUCUCCCUGAAGCUCACCACUGAUAUCAACCCUCCAGUAGCAGUGAGCGGAGACGUCGCGUGCUCGAACAGCACGUACGCAGUCGACACGAGCGACGAGACGGGCAGCGUGUGCGUCUACGUCACGCGGUGCUACGCCGCGCGCAGCAUUACUGCCGACGACUAUCAGAACAGCUACUGCGUUGUCAACAACAGGUACGCUGGUAUUUGCUGCCCAGAAGACAAACUUAUGUUUUAGUUAAUUAUACUUAAGUAUAGUUAAUGUUAUUUUUAAAUAAAGUUUAAUUUAUGCAUU
Molecule: messenger RNA, 2665 nt
Organism: Bicyclus anynana (squinting bush brown)
Lineage: Eukaryota; Metazoa; Arthropoda; Insecta; Lepidoptera; Nymphalidae
Product: inter-alpha-trypsin inhibitor heavy chain H3
Exons: 19
Coding region: 59-2608 (849 amino acids)
Source: RefSeq, a predicted model, not a curated record